AUGUAAUAAUCGAUUUGGAUCAUUCUAAUAAUUCAAAUUUGUUGCAAAGCUGGAAAUAUUUGCAGUUUGUAUCCAUUAGACCCAUAAUCAUGUAUUGAAAAGACGUCAGACAUCAAAUGUAAAUUAUGGCUUUAAUCAAGGUUAAUACAAUUAUGUUGAAAAUAAAUGCAUUGAAUUCUACAACACCGAUUAUGGCUGUAUGAAUAAUUUAAACAGAAAUUCUUGUAUUUCACAAUUGGUAGAUUCAUUUAAUAAUGAAUUAAGAUGUAAAAAAUGUUUUUAUUGAAAUAGGUUUAUUUCAUGAGAAAUGUAUUUAGGCAACUAGUUAUCAUCUGAAAACUUUAGAAUGUAAUACUAAUUUUUCUAAAUUUUCCUGCUUAAAUGUUAAUUAAAUGGAUUGUGUCUGGUAAGCUUAAUGUUUAGAUUAUAAAUCUUAAAAACCUUAAUAACAUUAUUAGAGUUGUGAAGAAUAUUAUUCUUAAUCUGUAUCACCUAGAAUGUGUGCAAAGAUUCAAAAAUUUUAAUGUAAAUGCUUUUUUAAAUGGUAGGUUUUCAUGGAGGUAUAACUAUGGAUUAUAAAUGUAUUACAAUCAUAGACAGCCAACUUUCAGAAAUGAAAUGUUCUCAAAAAGGGAUAAAUAAAAAUGGAUGCAUUUUAAUUACAACUAAAAAUGAAACUUGUAUCAAGUAUUAUGUAUUUUAGGUAUCUUUAAAAAUAAUCAAUGUCAAUAUAUAGAUAUUGGCAGUCUCGAUUCUUGUGAAUUUUUGAACAAGCAAGCUUGCUUAUUACCUAAAAUGAAUAAUCUAUAAUGUUAAUGGACUUAAUAAAGAUGUACAAUAUUCAAAAAUAACAACUAUUCAUGUAAUUAACUAGCAGAUGUAAAUCCUUCUGUUUGUUAAAAUUUUGAGGGCAUCUGCUCAUAUAAUAUUUAAACCUAAGGCUGUGAAGAGGUAUCUCUAUCAUAAUUAAAUAAACUGCCUUGCUCCACCUUAGGUUUGAGUCAGGCGGCAUGUUUACUGAUAAAAAAUAAUUAUUGUACUUUUUAUAAGGGAUUUUGUGAAACUUUAUCAGAAGAAGAUUUAUAUAUAUAUAAAUGCGAUAUGUUUUUAAAUGAAGACUCUUGUACAAAUAUUAAAACUUAAUUUUAAUAUUGUAAAUGGGAUGGAAUGAAAUGUGAGAGAACUUUUAUGAAUUAAGAUCAGGAUUGUAAAGAAAAAAUUGAUAAUUCUAUUAAAUAUAAUGGUCUCUUUUGCUAACAUAUAUCUAAAGAGGUUGCUUGCAAAUAUGAUUUAUCUUCAAAAUAAUGUGUACCAAGCUUGAUAGAGGAUGAAUGUAAUUCCCCUUAUUUAAAUUUUUUUGGCUGUUUAAGUAUAACUGCACAUAAAUAAACCUGUUAAUGGACAACUAAGGGUUGUACACUGAUUACAGUAUUUCCAUUUAAAACUACUUGUGAAAGUCUAGGAUAUGCAAAUUAUAAUUCAUGUGCUUAAGUAAUAGAAAAUCUUUCAUCUGGUUGUUAUUAUGAAAAAUCUUUAUAUAAAUGCAAAAAGGUAGAUUUAUCAAUAAAUCAAAAAUUAUUUUUGGUAUCCAUUGAUUGUGAAAAUAAAUCAUUAGGUUUAAAUAGAAUACUUUGUGCAAGUGUAAUAAAACCAUAAACCGCUUGUAGAUGGCAUUAAAAUGAAUGUGUUAAAAUUAAUAAUCCAAAAGAAAUUUCAGAUGUUUCAUGUCAAGAAAUGUUAUUUUCAAAUUCAAUUAGUUGUGCCAUGACUUAAUUUAAUCAAGAACCUUGCAGAUUUGAAGAAUCUGCUAAAGGAUGCAUUAAUUCUGUUAAAUCAAAAUUUAGUUGUGAUUCUCCUGGUUUAAAUUCAUUUGCAUGUAGUUAAUUAGAUAAUGCUUGUUACUUUAAUACAAACAAAUUUUAAUGUCAAGUUUUUAAGACCUCAGAUUCUUCGCAAACUACUCCCUAAGAUUAAGAUUAAAAUAAUAAUUCAAAUAAUAAUUAAAAAAUCUAUGAGGGUUAAAAUUCUUUAAAUUGUAUAGAAAGUUCACCAACUAAAAUAAUAUGCUUGCUUAUAACUAAACCAGGCUAACUAUGCUAAUGGAAAGAUAAAUUAGAUAAAUGUGGUGAAGUAAUAGUUACUUUAAACUAAAAAUGCACGAGUUUCAAAAAUGUAAAUAGUAAUGUCUGUGCAUCAGUGUUCAUGGAAAAUCCAGAUUUUAUUCCUUAUAAUGAAAAAUAAUCAGUUGGAUAUUGUAAAUAUAACACUGGAACUUCUUCAUGUUAAGUUUUGGAUGGAAGUGAAAUUUGUGACACAAAUUGUUGCACAGAAAAUAGAUUUAUAGGAAUAAAUCGGCAUACAUGUAGUCGUUUAACAAAUAAAGCAGAUGUUUAUUGUUAUUUUGAUAAUUACAGAUGUAAGGAAUUGACAUAAAAUUUGGUUGAUGUUACAAAUAAAGAAGCAGUCAAGUAAUACUUCAAUGCUAAUGAAUUCAAUUGUUCAUAGAUGGGAAAGAAAUCAUGUCAUUUGAUUGAAUGGUCAACUUAAUAAUGGUGUUAUUUUAAUGGAAUAGCAUGCUAAAAUGUCAAUUUUGAGAAUCAAUCUAAUUUUAAAAUCUUUACAGAAGAACCUUCAAUUUUAAAUAAAUAUGCUUGUUUAGCAAUUGAAGCUUCUACAACUGUUUAUAAUAUAGAUAAAUAUUUUGAAUAUGAUCCUAUUAAUCAUCGAUGUAUUAGUUAAUAAUAUUAAAUAUCUCCUCCUUUUUAUGCUAGUUGUGAAGAUGUUCAAGGAAAUUCUAAUAUAUGUUUGAGAUUUACUAGUAAUAAUUAUUGUAAAUGGGAUAAAUAAUAAUUGAAAUGCGUUACAAUACCUUUGGAUGAAUUUUUAGAUAUGACAACUUGUUAUUAAAAUUAAAAUAUAAAGGCAUGUUCUGAAAAUCCUCAUGAAGCAUGUUUUUUCUCAUUUGAUUUAGAUAAAUGUAUCUCUGCAGUAACUUAUGUUCCAUGUAGUUAUUUUGAUUCAUAAGGGUUGGUAUCAUAAAAGGUAUGUGCUUAAAUAGAUCUUCCUUAAUAAUAGUGUGAAUGGUCUAAUUAUAGCUGUUAAAUAUCAGUAAAAACUUCAUCAAAUUGUGAUGUAAAAGGAGCAAAUAAAUAUACUUGUUACAAAAAUACUUAAGGAAAAUGUAGAUGGAGUAACGAAACCUCAACUUGUUAUGAGAUUGCAACAAUAUUAGAAAUAGAUGAAUUAGGGUGUGAUGAUAAUUUAAAUUAAGUUUUAUGUAAAUUAGUUAAAAAAGAAUCUUGUAUGUGGGAUGAAACUAUGUAUGAAUGCGUAAGAUUCCCAUAUACUCAUCAUAAUGAUUUCAUAUUUUUAGAUUAAAAAAACUUUUAUAAUGGAUUAGCAUGUCUAAACAUUACAGGAGCAGGGUAUAAAUAUGAUGAAAAAAAUAAUAAAUGCAUUUUAAUUUAAGAUUCGAUCAAUCGAAAUAGUUGUAAAUAAAUGAUAAAUGAUUAUGCUUGUUUAUAUUUGACUAGGGGAUAAAACUGUGUUUAUGAUACAAACUAAAUGCCUCCAUGUUAGGUAUUUACUGAUGAUUAAUCUUUAUGUACAACUUCAAAAAGUAUCAGCAUAGAGGUUUGCAUGAAGAUUCCAAAGUAAUGUUACUUUUCUAAAUCCAAAUUAUAAUGUUUAAUAGCAGAAAUUCCAAAAUCUUAGACUUGCUCUUCAUUAAAUGUAUAAUUAAAAUUUGGAAACCAUUAUAAUAAAUUAUCUUGUUCAUCUAUUGAUCAAUCUUUAACUUAAACUUAUUAAGAUGAUUAAUGCUAUUAAUCAGAAGAGAAAAAAUAGAAGUGUAAUUAUGAAAAUUAUUGUGAAUGGCAUGAUUAAAUUUAUGGAUGUUAAGUUAAAAAAUUAAAUAAUCUUAUUUUUGAUAAAGAACACACAGAAAAAAGUUCAGUUUUUGAAUACAGAUAUGAAAUUGAUAAUUGUACAAAUUAAUGUAAUUCAUAUGUAAAAACCUAAGAAAUUUUUUCAAAUACUUAUAAUGUUCUUCUACCAGGAAGUUCAAGUCCUUUGAUUUGUGGUUAAAAUAAAACAUGUGAUUACCAGGAUAAAAUAUGCUUAAGUAAUUUAGAUUGUCCAAUAAUUUAUACAAUACCUAUUUCAAUUAAUGAUGAUGGUUCAAUUAAUAACGGUACAAAAUAAAGUUAGUUAUGCACAAAAAAAUGUUAGAAAAAAGGUGAUAUCGUUUGUGAUAAAUAAAACCAAUAGAAACCUGAAGAAAUUCUUAAAAAUGCUGAAAUGAAUAUUUAAAAAUGUUAAGGAAAAUGUAAUAAUACUUAGAAAACAUCUUGUUUUGAAGAUUUUGAGUGUGGAUAUAAGACUUUGUAAGUUUAAGAUUCUAAUAAUGUUACUUCUGAAAUCUUAAUUUAAAAUAUUUGUGAAAAAUAUUAGUGUACGUAAGGUAGAAAUAAUUGUAAUAAUAAUAAUAAAAAUGAUUGUCCUGAUUAUGUUUAGAAAAGAUGGGAAACAAAGACUGCUUAAUGUGUUGAAAAACCUAAUUACAUAAUUACUCCAAAAUGUAAAGGAUUUGGUUAUAUUGAAUUAAAAUGUAAAAAUACUUUCUCUAAAGUAUUAUGUUUGUAUGGGGUAUUAGAAGAAUGCAUGUUUGAUUUAAAUCAAGGAGGAUGCAUGUAAUUAGAAGGAAAUGAAAAUAAAAUACCUGACUGUUCUGCAAUAUCGAGUAGAUGUUAACCUUCGAAUUUAGCUUUGGCAUGUGAUCCUGAGAAACCAGUAUGUAAGAAUAGUACUCAUUGCUUGAAAGAGUUCUUAAAUUCUUGUUUAGCAAGUUCUAACUAAAGAGUAUUAUGUAAAGCUGGAUAAACAAAGAUUAUACCUAAUUAAGAGACAUGCUUUUCUUUGUAAAGAGAAAUUUAAUAAUGUGAACCUCGUAAAAGUAUACCUGAAGAUCUAUCAUGUCAAAUGAUGAUAGGGGAUGUUUCCCCAUCUUUAUGUGCUUUAGCUAAUGAUAAUUGCCGUUAUGAAAAUAAUUAUUGUGUUAGUACAAUGCCCAAAAUGAUAGAAAAUGAAUAUAUUUGUGAUAAAAGUUUUAGUAAAUCUCUUUGCGAAAAAUGUAAUUGUUUUUUUGAAUUUAUUGGAUAUUGUUAGCAAAAACCAUUACCUCCUUAACUAAAUACAAACAUGUCAAACAAAUAUUAUUUAUGCCAUGAAGUUAAUCAGUUGAAUAUUGAAAAUAAAUUAAAUGUUUGUGUUUAGGUAGAAUAAGCAUGCAAAUUUAUUAAUAAAAAGUGCGAAGAUGCAACACAUUAUAAUUGUGAGUAAUUAAAGGGAUAUUACACAACAGUCAAAGCUUGCAUUCGCUGUUAAGGAGCUAGUACUUAAUAUGAUAUUUCUAAUAAUAUAUGUACCUACUUAGGAUUAGGAAAUAUUUCAAAUUGCUAUUUUUUAAAUUAAUAAGCAUGUUUAUAAAAAACAUAAAAAAUAAUGUGUAAAUGGGAAGAUUAUGAAUGUAAAGAGAUAAAAACAAUAACAGGAUCUGAUAAAAGAGAAUGUUCAAUUUAUAAUAGAGAUGCUUGUAUAUAAUUCUAAUAUGAUUGUUGGUUUGAUUUAAAUAUUAAAUAAUGUAUAAAGUUUGAUCCAAAGUUGGGAUCUUGUGAUUUACUUUUAAAUAAAGAUCUUUGUAUGUAUUCAUUAAAAGAAUCUUGUUUAUGGGAUUAAAAUAAUGAAAUUUGUAUUAAAAACGAUCAAGAAAUUACAGGAUGUUAAGGUUUAAAUAAAUUUGGAUGUUUAAAUUAAUCAAUUUUAUAAUGUGUUUGGUCAGAUAUAUAUGGAUGUUAAUUGGCUGAUUUUAAUAAUAAUUCUUAAUCAUGUGAUUCUCCUAUAGGAAAUUCUUAAAAAUCAUACAUCACUCAUUUUAGUAAAAAAGUUUGUUCAUCAAUUAAUAUAAAUUUAAAUUGUUUUUAAGAUAAUUAUUAUCGAUGCAGAAAAAUAAUUAUUACAGAUAUGAUUAAAUGUGAUAGUAAUGGAUUAAAUAAAUUUGGUUGUAUAAAUAGAUCAUAUGGAAAAUGUUAGUAUUUAGAUGAACAAAAAGAAUGUAUAGAAAUCUAAAAUGAUUAGAUUGGAUGUAUAGAUUCUUUGAAUAAAGAAGCUUGUAUCUCUUAAAAGUAAACUUGUAAAUUUGAAAAUAAUACGUGUUCUUUUCAUUAAGUGAAUAAAAUUACUGAUAUCAUUAAUUAGAUUGAAAAUUUUCCUUAUUCCAAUAGUGUAUGUAGUUAUUUAGAUAAAUAAAUUUAAUAAAGUUUUCUUUAUAGUUAAGUGUAAAAUAGAUGUAUUGAUGUGUCUAAUAGAAAUCCAUUUAUUGAUAAUUGUUCAAUGGUAGGAAUCAAUCGGUAUGCUUGCUAAUAAAAGACUAUUUUAGCAUGUGAAUAUGAUUCUGAUGAAAACAUUUGUUUAAAAACAGAGUAAUCAAUAUUGAAAACAAUAAAUACUUGUUUUAGUGAUAAAUAUUUGAAUUGGGUCUCUUGCAUUAGUUUAAGUUCCUAAUGUAAAUUUAUUUAAAAUAAAUGCUUACCAAUUGAAUCAAAAGAUAAUUGUUAAUAUCUUUAAGAUUAAUAAAUAAUUGUGAAAAGUUCUAUUUGUGCAACUAGAAAUGAUAAAGGUUGUAAAUUAAACAUUACUUCAAACACUUGUGAGAUUUUGAAUAAAGGAGAUAACUUUUAAUGUACAACUUCUGGUUUGAAUAAAAUUGGCUGUUUAUUUUAAACAAAAGGAUAUCUUUGCAAAUUUUAAUAAGAUCAAUGCUUCUUUGAUUUUCAAGAAACAGUCUGUGAAGAUUUAAUUAAUGAAGAUAAGUGUUAUUCAAUCAAAACUAAAGGACAAUAUUGUAGAUUUGACUAAAAUAAAGGGUGCUAUUAAAUUGAUAAUUCUAAAAAUGAACUACUUAAAUGUUAGCACUCAUUUAAAACCAAUCCUAUUACAUGUUCAAUUAGUAUAGAUGUACCUUGCUUUUAUAAUAUAAGUUCUAAAACUUGUAUAAAAUAUUAAAAUCCUCAAGGUGAAAUUUAAUUGACAAAUCAAGAUUAUUUUAUUUUUAACUUGCAAUCUUUCAAUUCUCAAGCUUGCUAAAUAAAUAGUAUUGCGAGAUUUGAUUCUAUAACUAUUUCUGGAAAAUUAAAAACUUAAUGGAUAGGUGAAUGUGUUGAAAUAUUUGAAGUAAAUUUAAAUACUUUAAAGUGCAACGAUAAAUUGAAUGAACAAAGCUGUAUAUCCAUAUAAACUCCUUUUUAAUAUUGUUAAUUUACUAAUUAACAAUGCAAAUUAUCAAAUCUUGAAAAUUUUAAAAAACUGUAAUGCUAAAAUAUCUCAAAAAUCAAUUCAGGAAUGUUUUGUUAAGUAAAUCAAGAUUAUGCUUGCUAAUUUAAUAAAAAUACAAAUUCAUGUGAAACUGUUAUUUCGAGUAACCAAAUUUAUUGUGUUGAUGAUAAUCCAGAAGUUUUAGGAUUUAGUAAGAAAGCAUGUAAUUUAAAUCGUGAAUGUACAUUUUCUAAUGGAUGUUAUUAAUUAAAAGCAACUGAAAAUAUUAAAUAUUGUAAUGAAUUUUCUAUAGAUUAAUGUUAUAAACCGAAGAGAGAAGGAUGCAAGAUAUAUCAAAAAAAAUGUAUGGCAAUAAAUUUAACUGAAUACUCAACAAUAAAUUGUAAUGAAGCAGCAAAUAAAUUAGGUUGCUUAAACAUUAAAACUGAAAAAUAAUUUUGUCAAUAUAUUGAAGAAAAAUGUGAAUUAAUUUCACUAAAAGAAAAAGAAAAUUAUUGUUUGGAAUUUUCAUCAAUUAAUAGUCCUGUAUUUUGUGAGAAUACUAUUGAUAUUCCUUGUAAAUAUAACUCUUAAUAAUAUAAAUGCGAAAAUGCAGAAGCAGAGAUAGAAUUUUAGUGUAUUAGAGGAUUAAAUUAAAGGGCUUGUUUGAAUCUUACAAAAUAAUCUUUAUAAUGUUAAUUCUAUAAUUAUUGUUAUGGACCUAAUUACGAUAUCCUNUACCUUGCUUUUAUAAUAUAAGUUCUAAAACUUGUAUAAAAUAUUAAAAUCCUCAAGGUGAAAUUUAAUUGACAAAUCAAGAUUAUUUUAUUUUUAACUUGCAAUCUUUCAAUUCUCAAGCUUGCUAAAUAAAUAGUAUUGCGAGAUUUGAUUCUAUAACUAUUUCUGGAAAAUUAAAAACUUAAUGGAUAGGUGAAUGUGUUGAAAUAUUUGAAGUAAAUUUAAAUACUUUAAAGUGCAACGAUAAAUUGAAUGAACAAAGCUGUAUAUCCAUAUAAACUCCUUUUUAAUAUUGUUAAUUUACUAAUUAACAAUGCAAAUUAUCAAAUCUUGAAAAUUUUAAAAAACUGUAAUGCUAAAAUAUCUCAAAAAUCAAUUCAGGAAUGUUUUGUUAAGUAAAUCAAGAUUAUGCUUGCUAAUUUAAUAAAAAUACAAAUUCAUGUGAAACUGUUAUUUCGAGUAACCAAAUUUAUUGUGUUGAUGAUAAUCCAGAAGUUUUAGGAUUUAGUAAGAAAGCAUGUAAUUUAAAUCGUGAAUGUACAUUUUCUAAUGGAUGUUAUUAAUUAAAAGCAACUGAAAAUAUUAAAUAUUGUAAUGAAUUUUCUAUAGAUUAAUGUUAUAAACCGAAGAGAGAAGGAUGCAAGAUAUAUCAAAAAAAAUGUAUGGCAAUAAAUUUAACUGAAUACUCAACAAUAAAUUGUAAUGAAGCAGCAAAUAAAUUAGGUUGCUUAAACAUUAAAACUGAAAAAUAAUUUUGUCAAUAUAUUGAAGAAAAAUGUGAAUUAAUUUCACUAAAAGAAAAAGAAAAUUAUUGUUUGGAAUUUUCAUCAAUUAAUAGUCCUGUAUUUUGUGAGAAUACUAUUGAUAUUCCUUGUAAAUAUAACUCUUAAUAAUAUAAAUGCGAAAAUGCAGAAGCAGAGAUAGAAUUUUAGUGUAUUAGAGGAUUAAAUUAAAGGGCUUGUUUGAAUCUUACAAAAUAAUCUUUAUAAUGUUAAUUCUAUAAUUAUUGUUAUGGACCUAAUUACGAUAUCCUAAAUUGUAAACCUAACUCCACCAAUAAUUGUUGCAUUUAAGCAACUACUAUAGAGAGUUGUUUAUUUUAGGAUUAGUUUAAAUGUUAAUGGCAAAAUCAAUAGUGUUCUAAAUAUUCAGAAUAGAAUUUAAAGAAGUAAUCUUGUGAAAUGUUAACUAAUGUCUCAAGAUAAGUUUGUUAUGAAAAAGAAGACUCUGUUUGUGUUUUCAAUAUAGAUCAAUUAGGAUGUAUAGAAAUUACUCCAGAAACAUGUGAUUAAGUUUAAACAAAAGAGUAAUGUAAUAAAUUGUAAGAUUUGCCAUGUUAUUGGAAUUUUGUAGAAUUAUAAUGUUUAUUUAAAGAUAAAAAUCUUAAUGAUGGAUGUUAAGAAAUAUAAAAUUAAUGGGGAAGUUAAAGAGCUUGCUUGGAUGUUGAAAAAUAAGGGUAAAUGUGUAAAUAUGAUUAAAAAUGUGGUGCAUAUGUAUAAACUUAAGAAAUUGGUUGUUCGAAAUAAUUAAAUAAAUAAUCUUGCUUAAAGUAAGUAUUCCAUUAAUGUUUUUGGAAUAUUUAUAAAGUUGAUAUUAAAAAAACUAGUCAAAGUAAAUCAAAAGAUAAAAUUGAAUUUGGUAUUUGUCAUGAGUAUAAUUAAGAAUCAGAUUUUCAAUGUAAUUCUAAUCUUAGCUAUUUAACUUGUUUAAACAUUAAUACACCUAAUAUUUUUUGUAAAUGGGAAGAUAAUGAAUGCAAAGAGGUUAAAAAUAAUCAAAUAUUUACUUUAAAAUCUUUUUCUUAAGUAAAUUGUAAUACAUGUGGUAUCAUAAAUGAUGGUUCUCAUGCUAUAUGUGAUACUAAAAAUUUUAAAUGUUAGAAUGCAAGAUUAUAAAAGAAUAUUUUAUGUGAUUUACCAGGUAUGAAUCGAGAAGCUUGUUUUUAUGUUUAAGGUUAACCAUGUAAAUGGGAUGAUACAAUAAAAAGAUGUCUAAAAUAAAAUGAACCUCUUAAUUAAAAAAAAUUUAAUUCAUAAGAUAGUUGCAAAUUAUUCGAUGUUAAUGUUUAAGUGUGUUCUUAAUUAUAUAUACCACUUCCUUGUGGAUUUUUUGAAAGUUCCUGUGAUUAGGUUGAUCUUAAUUAAAUAUCUUGUGAUUAUCCAGGAUUAAAUUAAUAUGCAUGUCUUAAAAUUAAAAAUCAUCCUUGUGGAUGGAUUUAUGAUGAUAUACAAAAAAAUUAUGAAUGCAAAUUUAUCUAAGAUUUUGAUGCAUGUUUAGGAUAUAAUUAUUUUGUUAACCCUUUUGUAUGUACAUAAGUUACUCAUGAACCAUGUUUUUAUAAUUAAAAUUAAAAAAAUUGUGUUUUAUUUUAGUAAAAAUAAAAUUAAUGUAACUUAAUUGGAAUAAAUAGCAUAGGAUGUUCUUUAAUAGAUAAUUGUGUUUUUGUAAAAGGAAAUUGUGUUAAAUAUGAUAAAAAUAUGAAUUUAAGCUGUGAAGAUGCUUUAUUUUCAAAUUAUAAGGUUUGCUCAUAAAUAGAAAAAAAUAGAUGCAAAUACAAUAUUUUGGGAUAUGGUUGCAUAUCAUCAGAAUUGUAGGAUAUAUGUUCUGCAAAAGGUAUUAAUUAGAUUGGAUGUAAUGAAUUAAAUGAAUGUUAAUGGAAUCAAUCUUAAUGUUAGUGUAAAUCUAUGAUAAAUAAAUAUCCUGAAUGUGAUUUAAUUACUGUUUCAAAAAAAUGUUAAAGUUUAAAUUACUGCAUAAUUGAUGCAUCUAAUUCUUAAUAUGCUAUUGAUAUUACUUAGUAGUUAAUAAAUUCAAAUUUAGCAAAAUGUAAAAGAAAGACAUGUGAUUAUUAUAAUAUAGACUAAUGUGAUGGUCAAUAAAUUGAUACUUAAAUAUGUUAUUUAAAUACUAAUAAAGAAUGUAAAUAAGCUAGUAAAUGUGAAGAAAUUAUUUCACCUUUGAAAGAUUGUUAGAAGUACAUUAUAAAAAAUAAACAAUGUUUGAUUAGCUAAGUUAAUAAUAAUUGUGUAGCUUCACCAGAAUGUGAAAGCUUGGAUUAUAAUAUGUGUUUAUAAUUUACAGAUGAUUGUAUUUUUGAGUCUGUAUGUAAAACAUUAGAUUGCAAAUAUUUUAGAACAGAAAGGAAAUGUGUUGAAAAAAAAUGUGAAUGGUAAAAAUAAAAUAAAAGUUGUAUCAAUUCAAAAAAAUGUGCUUCUCUUGAUAAAGAGGUUUGUAUGAAUAGUAAAUAAAAUGGAAAAUAAUGUGUUUUAAUAGGGGAGGAUGAAGAGAAUCAAUUUUGUACAGAUAUUGGUUGUAGAUAUUUGUAAAUAAAAUAUUCUUUAUGUAAUGGAGCUUAAAUAGGGGAGGAUGCUUGUGUUGCUUUACCAGAUUCAACUUGUGUAAGUUGUUAAGAAAUUAUAGAUCCUUGUAUUUGUUUGUUAUUUCAAGAUUCAUGUGAAUAUGAUCGAUUUCAUAAUAUUUGUAAAUCUAUUGAAUGUGAAAGUUUGAAUUAAGAAACAUGUCCCUCUACUAGAUGUUAAUUUGAUUUGGACAAACAAGUAUUUUAUUAAAUCAUCUUUUAGAUAUGCAUUCCAUUUUGUUAAAAUAAUUACAGUCGUAAAUAAUGCAAUAUUUAUGAUUUUAGCUGUUAUUGGGAUAAUGAUAAAUAAAUAUGUCUCUAAAUUAAAGUAUCCAAGAGUUUAAAUAGACCUUUAAUAAUCAAAAUUAAAAAUAAUUAAGAAUUGGUUUUAAAAAUAUUAAGCCUCAUUUAUAUAUUAUGUUUUUGA
Molecule: messenger RNA, 11834 nt
Organism: Paramecium sonneborni
Lineage: Eukaryota; Ciliophora; Oligohymenophorea; Peniculida; Parameciidae
Source: the annotation of a GenBank genome assembly